This is a messenger RNA of Glycine soja, 967 nucleotides long. RefSeq names its product hypoxanthine-guanine phosphoribosyltransferase-like. Bases 63 to 620 code for a protein of 185 amino acids. The transcript is spliced from 3 exons. Lineage: Eukaryota; Viridiplantae; Streptophyta; Magnoliopsida; Fabales; Fabaceae. Gene Ontology annotation, molecular function: hypoxanthine phosphoribosyltransferase activity; magnesium ion binding. The record is from RefSeq and is a predicted model, not a curated record. Gene Ontology annotation, biological process: GMP salvage; guanine salvage; IMP salvage.
AAACCCUAGUGCAAUAGGUAGCUGCAACGCAGCGCAUCCCAUAAAACCUGUUUCUAUUGACCAUGCAUUCCCAUAUUGAGAGAAUUCUAUGGAGCGAGGACCAAAUUUCUCGCCGUGUUUUCGAGCUCGCCGCCGAAAUCUCUGACGACUUCGGCGGCCAUUCUCCGGCGCCCGUGGUCGUCGGCGUGGCCACUGGCGCGUUCCUCUUCUUGGCUGACCUUGUUCGCAAAAUAGAUCUCUCCAUCGCCGUUGAUUUCGUCCGAGUCGAAUCCUACAGUUCCGGAACCGUGUCCAAUGGCGCACCCACCAUUUCCUUCGAUUUGAAGGUCGACGUCAACUCCCGCCAUGUCAUCGUGGUCGAAGACAUUGUAGAUACUGGACAUACCUUAUCUAAAGUCAUUGAGCACUUGAAAUCAAAAGGAGCGUCCUCUGUUUCUGUUUGCACUUUCCUUGAUAAACCUGCAAGGAGAAAAGUUCAUUUUCAGCUGGUGGGUGAAGGGAAAUACUACCGGGGAUUCGAGUGUCCCAACUAUUUCGUUGUAGGUUAUGGACUGGAUUUCGCCGAACUGUAUAGAAAUUUACCUUACAUUGGUGUCUUGAAGCCUGAACUUUACAAGUGAUCUUAUAUUUCUUAGUGAAACCUGUCACACGUGGUUCUAGAAGUUUUUCUGCCUCACAUUCUUCCAAAGAGUAGCAGAUAGAAACUAGAAGAAAAUUAAUAACAUGGACUUGCUAUGCGCUUUCCUUGGCUACCAUGAAAUAAAUUGUUUCAGAGCUUCUAUAUUUUCAUUUUUAAUAUUAUCUUAUUAAAGUAACGUGACAGUGUGUUACUUGGACCAAGUAUCAGACAAGGAAAAUGUUUGUCAAUACAAGAUCAAAUCAACAACUUAUUAGAGGGGCUAUUGUUUGCAACUGUUUUGAAAACCUUAAUUAAUUUUGCGGUUAUGUAUGUUUCACCUUUUAAUUC